Messenger RNA from Oncorhynchus gorbuscha (pink salmon), 2603 nucleotides. It is a transcript of the gene metap1d, whose product is annotated as methionyl aminopeptidase type 1D (mitochondrial). Gene Ontology annotation, molecular function: metalloaminopeptidase activity. Gene Ontology annotation, biological process: proteolysis. The coding region runs from base 194 to 1225 and encodes 343 amino acids. Lineage: Eukaryota; Metazoa; Chordata; Actinopteri; Salmoniformes; Salmonidae. The transcript has 10 exons. The record is from RefSeq and is a predicted model, not a curated record.
UCAGUACAUUCGACUGGGAGAUGGACUGAAAAAAUGGCAGUUCCCAAAGGAAAGAAAAGAAAAAAAAAAUAUAUAUAUAUAUAUAUAUGUGUGUGUGUGUUUGCUUGUCUUCAACAUCAUUUUAUGGCCCUGAGUGUAUCUAUGCAAAUCCAAUCCAUGACGUAAAGUAAUGUGAUCCUCCACUACAAACAAUAUGGCGGCGCCCAGUGGUGCUAAACUUCUAUCAAGAGCAGGAUUGGGGGGUUUCCUCCAGAGGGUGUGUGGUCUGUGGGGGUGUGGCUCACCCUGGGGUGUCCAAUCCCAGCAGCACCGACAGUUCUUCUGGAGGAAGUGGAAGAGCUCUCGCAGUGUAGUCAGACCAGCUGUCGUCAGACCAGCCUACUCAGUGCCCAAGCAUAUCAUGAGGCCUGACUAUGUGAACAGUGGUCAGGUCCCAGACUGGCCAGACUACAUAGAGAUCAAAGACCAGGAGCAGAUCCAGGGCCUGACCAGAGCCUGCCAGCUAGCCAGACAGAUACUGCUGCUGGCCGGACGCAGUCUCAAGAUUGGCAUGAUGACAGACGAGAUAGAUUUUAUUGUCCACCAGGAGACGAUUCGUCACAACGCGUACCCCUCUCCCCUGAGAUAUGGGGGGUUCCCCAAAUCAGUCUGCACCUCUGUCAAUAAUGUGGUCUGCCAUGGCAUACCUGACACCCGACAACUGCAAGAUGGCGACAUUAUCAACGUUGAUGUGACUGUCUAUCUGGAAGGUUACCAUGGUGACACUUCGGAGACGUUCCUGAUUGGCUGUGUGGACGAGGUGGGGCGAAAGCUAGUGAAGACGGCCAGGAAGUGUAGAGAUGAGGCCAUUGCUGCCUGUAAACCUGGGGCUCCACUGUGUGUUAUAGGUAACACUAUCAGUGAAAUAGCCCAGUCCAAUGGUUUCCAUGUGUGUCCCUACUUCAUUGGGCAUGGCAUAGGCUCCUACUUCCAUUGCCAUCCUGAGAUCUGGCACCAUGCUAAUGCCAAUGAUAUGACCAUGGAUGAAGGGAUGGCCUUCACUAUAGAGCCCAUAUUGAUGGAAGGAUCGUCAGAGUUCAGAAUCCUGAAGGACAAGUGGACAGCAGUGUCUGCAGACGACAAGAGGUCAGCCCAGUUUGAACACACAGUAGUCAUCACCUCUGACGGUGUGGAUAUUCUCACCAAACUACCCGAGGAGAAUGAGCCAUCGCCAAUAGGAGUCUAAUCACUCUUUUCAGAUCAGCUGUUCACACCCCAGUCACAUCAACAUCUAUGAAGAGGAAAUGAAAUGAAUCCUGAUCUGGGGAGCACAGUCUUCUGGGAUUGACGGCAUCAUGAGAUUAUCUUGUGUUAACGUUGUUAGGACUGCAAGGUUUGCAGAGUAUCAUACGUCCGCUGGACUGAUUAUGUCAUGAUGUUAUUGAUGCUGCGUUGUUUGGCUGCAUGUGUGACGUAUUCAGCCCUACUAAUAGUCUCUGAUCACAUCAACCUCCAGCUCUACAUGGUUAGUCAUUUAUUUAGUUUUUCCUCUAGACCAAUUAGAUUCCGUGCUUUAGGUAUUUCCACUAAUUCUAUUGAAGCGAUGCCUUUUAAGUUCCUUAGGCCACAUUCUUGUCAUAUGUACAACAUGGCACAUUUAUUACACAAUAUUCAAUAUCAAUGUUAUUCUCAAACAUACAGGAAUUUGUUGAAAUGAACUGGUCAUAAACUGUUUAUCUGCUAAAUAAGAAUUGCUCAUAUUCCUGCCAGGUGAAAGCAGAGUCCACACAUAGAUUUUCAUUAUCUUUAGUCCUGUAUAUCAAUAAAUUGAACCCACAUCAACUGAAGGAUUCUGUGGCUGAUAUAGUACUGGACUCUGCUGGGAGAGUGCCACAGAGUCUGUUGCUGAGUACCAGGAGUAGUUACUGUAAAAGGAUGGGUUGCUUGGAGGGAUACAGUUCUGCUCACUGCUUGAGCCUCCUGUCUCGGUAAUACCAUGGGGGGCCCAGUGCACCGUUGUAGCCUGAGGAGAGCUGCUGGACCUAGGGGAGUCGCACGGGGUCUCCAGCUGUUCCAGUGGCAUCUGGCCGUUUCUACAUAGCUUCUUCAACUUUGAGCGACGGUUCUGGAACCAAAUCUUCACCUGGGAGAGGAAGUAUAGAUGGUGUUUGAAAUUCCAGUCGUACAAGCACACUGCUACCUCCAGACAAGUGCCUUACUACUCCAGACCUCUUGGCAGAAAGUGUAGUGCACUUGUAUACAAUACAAUGCAUUUACUGUACAUAUGAAAUACAUUUAGCAUAUAAUGAAAAUAAUAAUAUUUGAAAUCAUAAAUGAUUAUCAUUGAAGUCCAUCAUGGUCAGAAAAUGAACACGCACCUGUGUCUGUGUGAGUCCCAGUGAAGCGGCCAGCUCCGCACGCUCAGGUAGCGCCAGAUACUGCCUCGUUCGGAACCUGCUCUGGAGCGCGCACAGCUGCAGGCUGGAGUAGAUGGUUCUGGGCUUCCGGACUUUCUUUUGUUUUCCCUUUACCAUUCGGACUUCUGGCUCCUUCUCCUCUUUCUCUGAGAAAACGUGUAUGACCAUUAAUAGCAGUACUAUCAUUGAUUAACACAAUGCAUCCUG